This is a messenger RNA of Trachymyrmex cornetzi, 1594 nucleotides long. Its product is annotated as potassium/sodium hyperpolarization-activated cyclic nucleotide-gated channel 2. The transcript has 3 exons. Lineage: Eukaryota; Metazoa; Arthropoda; Insecta; Hymenoptera; Formicidae. The coding region runs from base 5 to 1594 and encodes 529 amino acids. Gene Ontology annotation, molecular function: voltage-gated potassium channel activity. The record is from RefSeq and is a predicted model, not a curated record. Gene Ontology annotation, cellular component: HCN channel complex. Gene Ontology annotation, biological process: potassium ion transmembrane transport; regulation of membrane depolarization; sodium ion transmembrane transport.
CAUAAUGCUUCAUGUGGACCAUGAAUGCGAAAUUGAGACCGACCAGGAAGAUAUAUUCUUUCUUCCUAAUCGUAAUUUCUUCCAAAAAGCGUUUGACACUUUCCGCUCUUUACUGAUGGCAUCAGGAAAAAAUCCAGCUGCCCACAAGUAUUUACACAGCCGCGACUCCAUAAUCAUGGAAAAGCGACGGCAUUUACAUAGAUACAAGCAUAUCCUUCAUCCAUUCAGUAUUUUUAGACUUUACUGGGAUAUCCUAAUGAUUUUAAUAAUAACAUGCUUACUAUUGAUUACUCCAUAUCAAGCCGCCUUCGAAAUAAAGAUGCGGUUACGUUAUUGGACAAUUUGUAAAAAUCUGCUACUUUCUUUCUGUUGCAUGGACAUAAUCGUCAAUUUUAUGACAGGAUAUUUUGACAAAGUGCGUCAUACUGUCGUGAUGGAACCGAAAAAGAUAAUGAAGAAAUAUAUAAGAUAUGGUACUUUCUUGCCAGACUUCUUGGGUUCUCUACCAACUGAUAUCGUAUUUAUUAAAACAUGGCAAGAGAAUACAGUCACACGUGAGCUGAUAUCUUUGAUAUGUGGAUUCCGUGUAUUUUCUCUUAAUUCCUACAUGAUAAAAAUUGCUCACACAUACAACAUUCCAAUGGCCCUUUAUGAAGUCUGCAUCGUGAUAUUUUGGCUAAUGAUAGCAUUUCAGUGGCAGUCUUGUCUUUACUGGCUAGUGCCAAUAGCGGCAACUUCCAUGCACCUACCGAAGCAACCAAGCGAUGACUACUGGAUAAAUGAAUUUAAUCUUUGGGAAGAAUCCAAAAGUUUUCAAUAUCUGCACAGUCUCUUACGCGCUGUUCCCAUUUUUAUGUCGGCGGGUUUUUUACAUGAAAAACCAAAAACCAAUGCAGACCUCACGCUGGUGAUGCUCUUACAAAUCUUGGGGAGUCUAACUAUUUGGAUCCUCAUAGCUUGCGUGAACCAGCUCUACAAGGGCGCCAAUAGCUCGAAGAUAAAAUAUCAAGACAUGAUGGCAGAAGUCAAGCAGUAUAUGAAGCGUCAGCAACUACCGUACUUGACUCAACGUCGUAUCGUAAACUACUAUGAGUUUUGUUUUCAACAUCGAUAUUUUUGCGAAGCUGAAAUCCUCAAAACGCUGUCCUCGCAUAUGCGCCAGGAAAUCGGGAUGCACGCUUGUCGCAAACUCGUGGAAAACGUUACGUUUUUCAACAAUCUACCUCUCCCGUUAAUAACACGCAUUGUCGCCUUACUAAAACCCGAAAUAUUUUUACCGAACGACGUAAUUGUACGGGCAAACCAACCAGGUAAUUGCAUGUACUUCAUCGCUAGUGGUACAGUGGCUAUUUAUACGAGCACCGGAAAGGAAGUAUGUCAUUUGGAGGAUGGCGCGCAUUUUGGGGAGAUCGCGCUGGUGAUGCUGGACGAACAAAGAGUAGCCAGUGUAGUCGCUGUUGAAAUCUGCGAAUUAUAUCGCCUGGACCGUGCAGAUUUUGUCAGAACAAUUCAUCCCUAUCCUAUGCUGUGGGAGCAAGUCAAGAAAAUUGCUAUCGAGAGACACGAGAGAACGGCCAUACUGAAUAUAAAUUAA